Messenger RNA from Andrographis paniculata, 621 nucleotides. RefSeq lists its product as uncharacterized. Bases 1 to 621 code for a protein of 206 amino acids. The record is from RefSeq and is a predicted model, not a curated record. NCBI's taxonomy places the organism in Eukaryota, Viridiplantae, Streptophyta, Magnoliopsida, Lamiales, Acanthaceae. The transcript has 2 exons. Gene Ontology annotation, molecular function: nucleic acid binding.
AUGGAAUUCCUCAAGCGAUUACCGCCGAUCAAGGUACUGUUUUUACCAAUGAUAGAGUGGCCGCCUUUUUCCGCACAGUACGGGAUUUAUCUUUUGCAUUCAUCCCCGUAUUAUGCGCAAACAAAUGGGCAGGCCGAAGCAGCCAAUAAGGCAAUCCGAAAUAAAGCCACUGGUUGCACCCCAUUCCAACUAGUCUCUGGGCAAGAAGCGAUAUUGCCAUUGGAAAUAACGGUAUCAUCUUUACGAGUGUUGAAGCAGAAUUUGCUCAAUCCCGAGCAAUAUGACACAGCUAUGUUACAGAGGUUGGAUGACGUACAUGAAGAUCGGAUGAUGGCCUUGGAGAAUAUACGAAUGAAUAAAGCGAAAGUAGCACGAGCUUACAAAAAAAAGGCACGUCGGCGAGCAUUCCACGAAGGAGAUUUGGUACGGAAGGCAGUGUUACCCGAAGGAUUCAAAGAUAAUACGUUUGGGAAGUGGUCUCCUAUGUGGGAAGGUCCAUAUCAAGUGAGUAAAGUGUUGCCUAACGGUGCUUAUAGAUUGAUGAGUAUUGAUGGGAUGGAACAUAGAAAUUUUAUCAAUGCUAAGCACCUUAAGGGGUACAUGUCGCCACUUGAGUUCUAA